This is a messenger RNA of Patiria miniata (bat star), 4377 nucleotides long. RefSeq names its product serine/threonine-protein kinase ULK4-like. The record is from RefSeq and is a predicted model, not a curated record. Gene Ontology annotation, biological process: protein phosphorylation. Gene Ontology annotation, molecular function: protein kinase activity; ATP binding. Lineage: Eukaryota; Metazoa; Echinodermata; Asteroidea; Valvatida; Asterinidae. The transcript is spliced from 27 exons. The coding region runs from base 148 to 4122 and encodes 1324 amino acids.
UCGUCCUGCCUUGAAAUAUUUGUGUCAUUUUUUUGGGUCGGCGUCCGCAGCAACGAGUAAAAAGGCGGGCUGAAAAAGGUCUUUUGGUGAUCCCGCUCUGAUCAUGACGUGAAUCGGUCUCUCUCUAAUCCUAGUUCCCCUGCAAACAUGGAGAAUUUCAUCCUCUAUGAUGAGAUCUACCGGGACGAGAACUCCAUCAUGUACAAGGGGCGUCGCAAGGGCUCCAUCAACUUUGUAGCCAUCCACUGCAUGGACAAAGCCCGCCGGCCGGAAGUGACCAAUCGGGUUCGCCUGACCCACGAGCUGGAUCACCCAAACGUUGUCCAGUUUUAUGAGUGGUACGAGACGACUAACCAUCUUUGGCUGGUCGUGGAGUUGUGCACAGGGGGUUGUUUGCGUCAGCUCUUAGUGCAAGACGAGCAUCUGCCAGAGAGUUCUGUCCGUCGAUUUGGUCUGGAUAUGGUCAGGGGUUUGCACUAUCUCCACUCACUGGGGAUACUCUUCAGUGAUCUCCAGCCAUCCAAGAUUCUGUUAGAUGGUCCAGGAAGCUUAAAGUUUGAUGAUUUUAGUCUGUCCCGGGUAGAGGGUGAAGAUCUGGAUGAGCUGUUUGAGAGCACGCUAGGAGAGGAUUGUGGGAGCAGUGGAGACAGUGCCGACCAGGGUAACGGGGAUGCUGCUAAACAAAGAAGAACAUUGGGUUCCCCGUCUUACCUGGCCCCAGAGCUACUCCAGGGUCAGACGCACUCCAUGGCCUGCGAUCUUUGGUCUCUUGGUUGUGUUUUGUACGAGCUGUACACGGGUAAACCGCCGUUUACCGCAGACACCUUCCCUGAUUUGGUUGAUAAGGUGCUGAACAAAAGCUAUGCACAGCCCAAAGUAAAAGGACCACGGAUAUCCUCCAAACCAUCUCCAGAUUUCUGCAGUCUGUUGGAAGGCCUUCUGCAAAAGGAUCCGGAUGAGAGGUUAGACUGGCACAAGCUUGUCGCUCACCCCUUCUGGCAAGGCCAGCUUCUGACAGACAAAGGCAAGGGAGAUGAGGCUGCCUCAGAGGGAGGGGACACACAUGAAGUAACAGCUCAGUCCAGUGUUGACAUGCUGACACAAACGCCAAGUAACAUUAAGCAAUAUAACCUGAUCAGCAUCUCUCCCGACGGUCGUCCAAUCUCGCGUUCCGGCGGCGCUUCCAGCCAGCACCAUCUUCUCAGGACGUCCUUACAGUCCAGCGGUCUGGAGACCUUCCGUCCACAGUCUACCCCCGAGGCCACCGAUACCGCGGCGAAGGAGGCUCACUUCACCAUCAGUUCACGCCCACAAACCUCCCCUGUCGUCUCCUACGAGGCAUCCUCUGAUGUAAAAGAAGUAAAGCCCCACCCACCACGGAAAUCAUCCGGGAAGAAGAAAUCAGUUACCAAGGAAACCAAAGGAGGAGGCGGCGACGGCAAACAUCGAGCAAAGUAUCACAGAGACCGUAAAAUGUCCUUGGAGGAGGAAGGAUCAAAAGGCGAUCUGGUCUACACAUUGUGGGAUCUGACAGUGUCGCCCAUCAUUGAUAAUGCAAAGAUACAAAAACCAACUCCUCUGAAAUACGACGCUAAAAGCUUGCCAGUCUCAGCACCAUCUGUAGAGAAACUGUUAAAGCUCAGCACGGCCGACUUGUUGCAUCAAGUGGACGUUCUAGCCGAAGCCCUCAACAAAAUGAACGACAAGACGGCCAGUGGUCAGCGCUCCAAGGUCCAGUUCCUGAACUACAUCGCUACCAUCUGCAGUAACGGGAGCCUGGGAGCUGUGGUCAUCAAAUCGAAAAUGAUUGCCUCUUUACUGCAGUGCCUGAAAGCCAGCCAAGCUAUCGAAGUUCGGUGCCGAGCAGGCCGUGUCGUCGGACUGCUGGCUCUAAACAUGGAGGAACUUGAAGAGGACGUUCAACUCACCGAGCUUUUUACCGCUCUGACGGAGGUCAUCCGAGACAACACUCGCAACGCCAAGCUGAAGCAAGGCAUGCUGCCUGCUCUGGGUGAGCUGCUGUUCCUUGUCGCUACACAGGAGGAGCAGAAAGGAUGCAGCAUAGAGGCCUGGACAGUCCCGGCUAUCACCUACACCAUGCUCACAAGGUGCAUCCGAGAAGGGGAAGACUCCAUUGUCCAGCAUUAUGCAGCUAAGAGUAUUGAGAAUGUCUGCUCCACCAUGGGAACUCACAGCCAGAAGCUAGCUACUAACGAGGCAGGCCACGUCUUGUGGCAUCUCUUCAACCAUUCCACUGCCGAUGCGCUGAAGAUUACCGCCAUCUCUGCCCUGUGCAGACUGACCAGGCAGUCUGUGGCCAUCUUCCAGAGCGUCAUCGAUAAAGUAGGACUGCCCAACGUCCUGGAAGCGCUCUCGGUCAACAUCACCAAAGUGCAACAGGCGUUGGUCACCAUGUUUGCUGCCUUGCUGACAGAAGGCUCUCACUUACAGAGACUGGUGCAGGACAAGAAUGCUGAGGAUUUCAUUCUUCGGAUCAUCCGACUCCUAGACAGUCCCUCCAUGUUGAUCCGAGCGAAGGCCUUCCUGGUCUUACUGGAGGUAACAAACACCAACAUGGAUAUGAUACACGUAGCCUGCCAAGCAAGGCUUGUGAUGCACAUUGAACGUGACGGUCGUCGUCAACAGACGGGUGGGAAGUCGGACAACCAGGGCCAGGCCAACUACCUGGCUAAAUGCUUGGGUCUCAUCACUAACUACCUGGUGGAUAUAAUACCUCAGAUCCUAGGAGACGCAGUGUCUUCAUUGAAUGCCGUCGCUGGGCGUAAACAUCCUUCCAGCGUCCAAGCCAAACAGCUGAAGACGAGCCUACCACUGGUUCCCGUCGCUUUGCACUUGGUGACCAGCCAGGUCUUUCGUGCCAGAAUCAUCGGGGAGAAGUUCCUUGAGGAUGUCGGUGAUCUCUUGGCCCAUGUCCAGUCUCUGGACAGCGGAGAAACAAGCAUCGAACCUGCCAUAGGUGUAUCAGGAACCACGGAUUUCAUCAACACAGUUCUUUCCAUCUUGGAAGCCGUAGCGCAACACCCCAGCAUCCUCAUGGACUACCACAGCGUCAUCAUUGAGAAUAUCCUGCCAGCUCUUGCCUCACUGGUAUCCAGCGAUAACGGAGAUACCCGUAUCUUCUGCCUGCGCCUCUUCGCCGAGACCACCUCCCUGUACCUGACGCACGACCAGCUGACCGAAGAGCGCCCCCUCACCAACACGAAGCUCCUGGAGGAGAUUAUCGGGGAGCGGUUCCUGCCUCACUCUGAGCAGAUCCUGCUGGAUUCGGACCCGGUACCGGUCUACGGGCUGAAGCUUCUGUUGGCGUUGAUUGAGAAAAGUCCAUCUUAUAUCAAGAGAGUGGAGGAGUUGGAAUUAUAUCCAGUCCUCUUCCAGGUUUUGCUUGACCACCAGAAUGCACCAAUCGGAAGCGCCGUUAGAAACCUCGUAGGAAUCCUGCAUUGUUUGGUCAGCCACAAAGGGACCAAUAUGAAGGCACUGUAUGACCAAGGUAUUGUGGAUCACCUGUGUAGCCUGUUACAGCAGGGUGUGAAUAUUUACAUGGAGUCGGAUGAUACCACAGAUACUAAGAGUGUCCAGCUGCUGCUUACCAGCUUGCAGGAUACCAGCCUCAUACUGCUGAAGUAUGUGGCCGCAACGGUCCGCCAAGUUUUGCAGGCCAAGAAAUCUGGUGUUGAGGCCGACACACGGGGUGCGGAAUCGUUACUCCUGAACAACAAACCAUUCAUAGAAGUCACAGACUGCUUCAUGCAGUUGAUCUGCAGUAAGGAGAGAGACCUCAAGCACACAGCAUGCGAGUGCUUGUCGCUGAUUGCCCAGUUGUUUGGCGGGGAGUACAAAGACACGAUGUCGCCCGACAACAUGGACUGCCUCGCCGCGGCGCUUCCCAAGUCUGACGCCAAGCGACAAAAGUUACUGCUGAGGUUCAUCAAAAGAGUGAUAUCGACAGAGAAACAGCACGCCGACAUGUUGAGGGAGCAAGGUCAAAGGUUAUGCGCUGCUCUGCAAGACAUGGUGCAGACGGCCAGCUCACAUGCCGACGUCGCCGUGUCGUCGCUAGCAGCCGACGUGCUGAAGACUGCUGGAGUCAAAGUAAGCUGAGAAAACAAACUACUUACGGAUUGUGGCUUUAAUAAAGAUGCAUCUUUAAGACAGAUCAUAAGUUAGGUCACAUGUAGGAAGGACGAAGAAUGACAAGGGACUGCCUUGAUUGACUUGUGAGGACUUGUUUAGAACAUUGGGUACGUGUCUGUUGUUGCCUGCCUUUGAUGCAAUCCACACGCCGACUGACAUCGUGCAAAAAUACAUCCACGGUCGCAGAAAAAUUGUUAUCAGUUAAAAAAAAACGGGGUUAAA